Molecule: messenger RNA, 3696 nt
Organism: Castor canadensis (American beaver)
Lineage: Eukaryota; Metazoa; Chordata; Mammalia; Rodentia; Castoridae
Gene: Nubp1
Product: NUBP iron-sulfur cluster assembly factor 1, cytosolic
Biological process (GO): iron-sulfur cluster assembly
Cellular component (GO): cytosol
Molecular function (GO): ATP binding; 4 iron, 4 sulfur cluster binding; ATP-dependent FeS chaperone activity
Source: RefSeq, a predicted model, not a curated record
GAUUUCUAAGUAUUUAAAAAGACAGCUAGCAACAGCUCGGUCUUAUAGGGAGCACAAAUUAGACCCCAGCAAACCCUCUCCGCGCCAGGUCUGCGCAUGCGCAAUCUUCUUAUUCCGAGACUCAUUUCGCGCAGCUGGGAGGUCACGUUGGUCCCGCGAGACGGAAAUGAGGCAGCGCAGCUUCCGGUUAAGUGCAUCAACCAGAGCGGUAUGAUGGAGGAGGCGCCUCACGGCUGUCCAGGGGCUGACAGCGCCCAGGCUGGCCGAGGGGCUUCAUGUCAGGGAUGUCCCAACCAGCGUCUGUGUGCUUCUGGAGCCGGCGCUGCUCCGGACCCGGCCAUAGAGGAAAUCAAAGAGAAAAUGAAGACGGUGAAACACAAAAUCUUGGUGUUAUCUGGGAAAGGCGGCGUUGGGAAAAGCACUUUCAGUGCCCACCUGGCCCACGGCCUAGCAGAAGACGAAAAUACACAGGUUGCUCUUCUGGAUAUCGACAUAUGUGGGCCAUCGAUUCCCAAGAUAAUGGGAUUGGAAGGAGAACAGGUUCACCAGAGCGGCUCGGGCUGGUCUCCAGUGUAUGUGGAAGACAACCUGGGUGUGAUGUCUGUGGGUUUCCUGCUCAGCAGCCCUGAUGAUGCUGUCAUCUGGAGGGGACCCAAGAAAAGCGGCAUGAUCAAGCAGUUCCUGCGUGACGUGGACUGGGGAGAUGUUGACUAUCUCAUCGUGGACACCCCGCCAGGCACAUCCGAUGAACACCUCUCAGUUGUCCAGUAUCUGGCAGCAGCACAUAUCGAUGGGGCUGUGAUCAUCACGACCCCCCAGGAGGUGUCGCUCCAGGACGUCCGGAAGGAAAUCAGCUUCUGCCACAAAGUGAAGCUGCCCAUCAUUGGGGUGGUGGAGAACAUGAGCGGUUUCGUGUGCCCCAAGUGCAAGAAAGAAUCUCAGAUAUUCCCUCCCACGACCGGGGGUGCAGAGAUCAUGUGCCAGGACCUGAAGGUCCCUCUCCUUGCCAAAGUGCCUCUGGACCCGCACAUAGGUAAGAGCUGUGACAAAGGCCAGUCUUUUUUUGUUGAAGCGCCGGGCUCACCAGCCACAUUAGCCUACAGAAGUGUGAUUAAAAGAAUCCAAGAAUUUUGUAGUGCCCAGCAGUCAAACAAAGAGAACCUCAUCAGCUCCUGAGAACACAGGACAUUGCCGAGGAACCUGCCAGUGACAUGUCUGCCACACCUGGCAGCGUGGGGAUGAGUAGACUCUCAGGUACAAAAGGAGUGACACUGCCAUGGUAUGAAGUCACUCUGAGAUGCUUUAAUCAUCUGUUUCCCGUGCAGUUUCUUGAGCUCAUAGGUAUGAGGUAUGCUUCACACGUGCCAUUAUAAAAUAAAAUGUAUCCUCCAUCCUGUCCUGUGAGACUGCUUCUGGACACCAAAGGACUGGGGACAGGGCUGGCAGCCCACUGGGCAAUGGAAAUGCCUGUCUAGGCCAUUUCUGCCUCUGAUGAUGAGUCGGCCUAGGAAGGAACCAAAGGGAUUGAUGUGUGCUUUGAUGUAGAAAACAGCAUUGCCACACAGUUCCCCAUCAGAUGUAGGGAAAAUCUAGGCAGCGGCAGAACCUGGCACUGGGGUUCACUCUGGGAUCAGUACACACCGUGCAGCUGGGAGCCAUUAAAAAUCCCUUGAAAAAGCCUGUAAGUCAACCAUAGGACAGAGUCUGUGGUCUGUGUGUACACCCUGUUAGUAAUAUGUGCACAGUAAUUUCCAGGGUCACAUGCAAACAAUUUUCAGGUUUUUUUUGAAAGACAGAUAUAAACUCUACAUCCUCAUGAUUCAAGGACAAGAGACAUGGGAACUGAGAAUAGUUGAGGGAAGAGUAAAUUCCUGUUUUCCACACCACUCUGAGAAGAAAAGUGGAAGGUGGGCAAAUCCCCCAUUCUUUCCCUCCCAUUCUCCAUCUCCUCCCACCCUUUUACACCUGCACAUGUGGUUAGAUUUGCCUGGGUUCCGUAAGGACUGUGGGACCCGUCUGAAGGCCAAUGGGGCUGCACCCCUGGGCAGUCCAGUGCAGUCUGACUCUAGCCUUGCUAUAGCUGGUCCCCAACACUUUGCAAUGGAUCUUGGGCACAGAGGGACAGGAGAUGUAUGUCCCCAAGUUCUUGGGGCCACCAACCUGGAUUAUCUCACCUAAUGUUGAUGGAUCUCCAGCCCCUCAAGCCCAGGCUUCUGAAAGUCACCUGGGGAGCCCUGCAAUGGGAAAAGCCAACCAUGGCUUCUGUCCCGGCCUGUGAGCAAGCUGAUGGGAGACCUGCAGACCUGCGUGCUUCCUGUCUCAGCAGCAUCAUUCAAGUCCAAGGUGGCUCAAACCUCUACAGGAUGAGCUUGGUCAAGUCUAAAUACUCACCUAGUUCUUCUACAAUUAUCUGCUAACUUCAAAAAAUCCUUUGCGAUUAUUUCCUUAAUUCUGUGGUUUUUAAAAAUCACUAAAAAUUAAAUGGCAGUCACAAAAGGACAGACACUUGUUGACUGCACCAAUGUGAGGUCCUUACAGCAGGCAAAUCCAUGGGGACAAAGAAUAGUGGGUGCCAGCGGCUGGGGCUGGGUGGGGAGUUGGUGCUUAAUGGGCAGAGUUUCAGUCUGGGAAGACGGAAAAGGUUCUGGAGAUGGAUGUUGUGAUGGGUGCACCCGCUGCCAGAACUGCACUUGGAAAUGGUUAAAUGGUCAACUUCGUGUAUGUUUUACCAUAAUAAAAAGCACAGCAGUGGCAGCCUUCCUUCACUCUGCAUGUCCUGAAACCUCAGUAACUCACCGUCUGGAACACGGUCUGGGACAGAAAACUGGCUGCGACUUUGCUGAUGUCACUCUCGCCUCCCAUCUUACAAAGGAUGUAGCCAUAGAGGUUGGCAGCUUGGAGCGAAAUCCCAGCGAUCACAAGAGCCUGCGCCCGGGCAAAGCAGAGGAGCCCUGCUGAGAGCAAAGGUGACAGGAGGGGCCCUGGCCUGUGCCUGCACAGAUACCCUGGACAGUCUGUCUUCAUCUCUGGGCUGUCCCAGCUCAUAGGGAGGAGAGGAGAGCAGAGAAACCAAAGCUGCCCAAGCUCACAGAACAGAGGUUUGGAGCCCCACUUGUAAUUACACUGUUGCUCAGACCCUGCCCAGACAUUUUGUCUCCACUGAAUAGACUAGACCAUGGCAGUGAAAUAGCAGACCUCCAAGAUAAAACUUCACAACUCUUAGGCUUAUUCCCACCUGGGAUGGGAUAUAAUGCUACAUGUUUAAGAAAAAGAAAGAAAGAAAACUCCUUCCUUGGGGCUGAGGAUGUAGCCAGUGGAGCCCUUGCUGAGCAUGUGUGAAGCCCCGGGCCUGGGUUCAAUCCCCAGUACCACAAAACAAACGAGUGAAAAUCCUCUCUUACCAGCCUUGUUCAUAAGAACCCAACAGUCAUAACGAAGCAAUGAUUGUUACCUAAUGGAGGACAGGCAGAACGUGGCACUGUUCCACCAUAAAAAGGAAUGUUGUACUGAUGGACCUUGAAGAUAACCAAAGUGAAAGCCAGUCACAAAUGGCUGUGCAUUGCAUGACGCCAGCCAUAGAAGGCCCAGAGGGGCUGGGGAUGUAGCUCACAUACGCGGCUCUGGCUUGAUGCCCAGGGCCAUGAAAAAUAAGUAAAACAUCUCAGAAUAGGCAAAUCUAAACAGAAUAUGGGUAAG